This is a messenger RNA of Diplodia corticola, 1530 nucleotides long. RefSeq names its product mnng and nitrosoguanidine resistance protein. The record is from RefSeq and is a predicted model, not a curated record. NCBI's taxonomy places the organism in Eukaryota, Fungi, Ascomycota, Dothideomycetes, Botryosphaeriales, Botryosphaeriaceae. The transcript is spliced from 3 exons. Bases 1 to 1530 code for a protein of 509 amino acids. Gene Ontology annotation, cellular component: membrane.
AUGUCUGCAGAGGGACACCAGUUCUCGUCACGGCCUGAAGGAAGCCGGUUCUCCAAUGAAUCCAAAAAAGAGGAACCAGAAAGUCCUGACAGCGCUGAGGACGGAGGGGACAGCGGAGGCCCUCCUUCGCCGGUCGGCUUCUGGGACCACCGUCUGAGGCAUGUCCGGCUGGAAGCAUUUCGAAAAUGGGGAUACACGACGGUUGUUCUGAUGGCUUUCAUUCUUGCUGUACUUUCCAUCUACUGGGGUGCCUUCUUUCACCUUCCUGCGAACACCAGGAAUCUUGUCGUCUACGUUGUUGACAUGGACGGUGCCGGACAGUACUCGGCAUCUGUCACUGGCCAUGCUCCCAUCAUUGGACCAGCCAUCACCGAGCUGGCAAACCAGAUGCUCCAGCAGCCGCCGACUCUAGGCUACCGCAUAAUGUCCGGAGCUCCCUUCAACAACGACCCAAUUCAAGUCCGGCAAGCCGUCUACAACCAAGAAGCCUGGGCCUCGAUCGUCAUCAACCCGAACGCCACCGCACUGCUCUACAACGCCAUCCAAACCGGCAACUCCUCGUACGACCCCCUGGGCGCAUGCCAGCUCACCUACGUCGAAGCCCGCGACGAAACGACCUGGGCCGACUACAUCCAACCCCUCCUCGACCAAUUCACCACCCAAGCAACCGCCACCGCCGGCCAGCGCUGGGCCAGCACCGCGCUGCAGCUACUAACCAACGCCAGCACCAACGACCCUCCAGCCGCGCCGGCUCUGCUCCUCACCAACCUGCGCGCGGCGCCGCAAGCCCUGGCCCCGGCCGUCGGCUUCUCGCGCUACAACCUGCGGCCCUUCCGCCCGUUCGCGGCCGAGCCCGCCGUGUCCAUCGGGCUCAUCUACCUCAUCAUCCUCUCCUUCUUCUCCUUCAGCUUCUACCUGCCCAUCCACCUCAAGUACCUCCAGCCCGAUCAGGGCCACCCGCCCCUGCGCUUCUGGCAGCUCGUCGUCUGGCGCUGGUGCGCCACCCUCGCCGCCUACCUCUGCCUCUCGCUCGCCUACAGCCUCGUCUCGCUCGCCUUCCAGAUCAGCUUCGCCGGCAGUGCUACGGGCGACGGCUUCAGCGAGGUGCUGCCGACCAAUGCCGAGCGCGGCAACGCGGCAGCGUACGGGAAGGGCGGCGCCGCUUUCCUUGUGUACUGGAUGCUCAACUUCUGCGGCAUGGCGGCGCUGGGGCUGGCGUGCGAGAACGUCGCCAUGCUGAUCGGCCAGCCGUGGAUGGGCAUGUGGCUCAUCUUCUGGGUCAUCACAAACGUCAGCACCGCCUUCUACGACAUCGACACCGAGCCCGCUUUCUACCGCUGGGGCUACGCCUGGCCGUUGCAUCAUGUGGUGCAGGGAUCCCGCACCAUCCUUUUCGACACUCACUCCAACAUCGGGCUCAAUUUCGGCGUCUUGUUCGCCUGGGCUGCUGUCGGCACCGCGCUGUUCCCGUUCAUGUGUUACUGGAUGCGCUACAAGACUAAAAAGGGCCUGCAAAUGUACUGGGCAUAG